This is a messenger RNA of Bicyclus anynana (squinting bush brown), 510 nucleotides long. RefSeq names its product serine protease 41-like. The transcript is spliced from 4 exons. Gene Ontology annotation, biological process: proteolysis. Gene Ontology annotation, molecular function: serine-type endopeptidase activity. The coding region runs from base 1 to 510 and encodes 169 amino acids. The record is from RefSeq and is a predicted model, not a curated record. Lineage: Eukaryota; Metazoa; Arthropoda; Insecta; Lepidoptera; Nymphalidae.
AUGGAUCUUAAUCCCAUCAUAGCCGUCAUGGCAAAGCCGCAACAAAAUGGCCGCAUCUUUGGUGGAACCUACACAGACAUCUACACUUACCCCUUCAUGGCCAACCCGAGUUGGUACUGGGGUGGGAAUUUCCAUCCUGGAGCCGGCGGCACUCUCAUCAGUCCCACAGCUGUGCCCGGAGUGGGAGUCCCUCGAUCACAGGAGCUAAAACAUGUAGAUGUCCGCGUUGUAAAUCAUGCGCUUUGCAAACAGCGCUAUGACGAACUCAGGGUACAACCAGGUUUCCAGGGAGUACUUCCCGUGUAUCCUGGAAACCUGUGCACCGGUCUACUUGACAUCGGUGGCCAGGACUUUUGCACCUGGGACUGGGGCGGCCCCGUCGUACACCAACGCGAUAUUCUGAUCGGAGUUAUAGGAUGGAACGUAAUAUGUGGUCAUCCCUUCUAUCCAGGAGUUAACACCGACUUAAGACUGAAGGGCUUAAAAACCAGGGCGGGCCAGGGCCAAUAA